Homo sapiens (human) is the source of this 5346-nucleotide messenger RNA. RefSeq names its product synaptotagmin like 5 (gene SYTL5). The record is from RefSeq and is a predicted model, not a curated record. Gene Ontology annotation, cellular component: membrane. Gene Ontology annotation, molecular function: phospholipid binding; small GTPase binding. Gene Ontology annotation, biological process: intracellular protein transport. The transcript has 18 exons. The coding region runs from base 1064 to 3256 and encodes 730 amino acids. NCBI's taxonomy places the organism in Eukaryota, Metazoa, Chordata, Mammalia, Primates, Hominidae.
ACUCUGCUCCCCUGGGUUAGGAGCGGGACUUUGCCUCCCGCCUGGGGUCUGCAUUUCAGCUCCAGCUUCAGUGACUCAUCCCAGCAGGCUGACCCCCUCCUGAGGCUGGACCAGCUGCCUCUCCGUCUAGGUGAGGGCCAGGCAAGUUUCUCGUCUUCUGAUGCUUACUGUUUGGGGGACUCGCGGGGAGGGGGUCUUCCAGCCUGUGUCUGUCUGCCUUUGCUUCCUCCCUCUGGCUCUCUCCAUUGGAGACAGAAAGUUAGAUUUAAAAAACGCAACAGAGAAUAUAAAAUCUAUGCUCAGACCCCAGAUAAACAAAACUCUGGGGCCAUAUUCUUAAUUUACCGGGUACCUUCACAUGUCCGAAUGCGGCGUUUAUGGAGCUAGGAAUGUUUUAUUUGUUUCGUGUAUUUCCCUCCUCUCCCCCAUUUUCCUCCGGUGUAAUUCUUAGAGGUGGGGACAGGAGAGCCAGAGGGCUUAGCUGGGAUCCUUUGCCAGAGUGGCUUCUUCAUUCUCUGCGAGGUAGCAGAUGUUUUACUGUAGCCUGAGUUGGGAUCUUGGAACAACCCUCUCCAGCCCAGGACAUGCCAGCGCUUAAGGUGCACUGGCUGAGCGCCAUCAAUUAUACACAUUAAUGCAAUUAGUCAAGAUACAGAAGCUUGUAUUCCAAAUGAAAAUUUCCUACAUCUGAGGCAUCUGUGUAAAAGUGUUUUCUGCAUUCUCUCCCAGCGGAUCUGAUUCCUGUUCUGAAGAAUUGAAGUUGAGCAUCGUUAGUUAAAUUCAGCUGCUGCCUGACUGUAUACCACAGCAAAGGCUUUGGAAACAUUUUUCAGUUAAAACAAUAAUGACUUUCUUGGAGUGUAAUCCCAGUGGAGGCUGUUCUACGUAUAGCCUGAAAGAAUACUUAACUACCAUACGCAAUUCUGCAGAGACCUUGUAAAAAUCACACUUUACACCAAACAACUGAGUGAUUCUGAAUUGGUUGGGGGAAUCUUAGUUGUAGAUAUCAAUUCACCUUCUUGAAGAUUCAACCACUGCUACUCAGAGCUGCUGCUGAAAUACCAUGUCUAAGAACUCAGAGUUCAUCAAUCUGUCAUUUUUAUUAGAUCAUGAGAAGGAAAUGAUCCUGGGCGUCCUAAAGAGAGAUGAAUAUUUGAAAAAAGUGGAGGACAAGAGAAUAAGGAAGCUGAAAAAUGAACUCUUAGAAGCAAAACGUAGAAGUGGGAAAACUCAACAAGAGGCCAGCAGAGUUUGUGUUCACUGUCACAGAAACCUGGGCCUAAUCUUUGACCGGGGAGACCCUUGUCAGGCUUGCUCACUGAGGGUAUGCAGGGAGUGUCGAGUUGCAGGCCCCAAUGGCAGCUGGAAGUGCACUGUCUGUGACAAAAUCGCGCAGCUAAGGAUUAUAACUGGUGAGUGGUUUUUUGAAGAAAAGGCAAAACGUUUCAAGCAAGUCAAUGUUCUCGGCACUGAUGUUGUCCGACAGUCCAUUUUAAGAAGAAGUCCAGGAGCUGAAGAAGUACAGAGCCAAGAGCAAACCCGCCAGGAUGCAGAAAAGUCAGACACUUCACCUGUUGCUGGGAAGAAGGCCAGCCAUGAUGGGCCCAAGAGAAAGGGAUUUCUUCUUAGCAAGUUCAGAUCGGCAACCAGAGGAGAAAUCAUAACUCCCAAAACUGACACUGGGCGGAGCUAUAGCUUGGACUUAGACGGUCAACAUUUUCGGAGUUUAAAAUCACCUCCUGGUUCAGACAGGGGAAGCACUGGCUCAUCAGAUCUCAAUGACCAGGAACCUGGUCCUAGGACCCCGAAGAGCAGUCGGAGCAAUGGUGUGACCCCAGGCACUCAGAGUUCACCAGCCCCAAGCACACGAACUGUGACCUCAGUCAUCAGUAGAGAGUAUGGUUUUGAAAAUUCCAUGGAUUUGGCUGCUAUUGAAGGUACCUCUCAGGAGCUCACAAAGAGUCACCGCAGAAACACUUCUGGCACACCUUCCAUAGCAGUGUCUGGAACCUCUCUCUCCUCAGAUCAGAGUCGAUCUGAGUUAGAUUUGAGUGAGUCAUUUACAGAAGACUCAGAGGAUACUGUAAGCAUAAGAAGCAAGUCUGUCCCUGGGGCUUUAGACAAGGACUCCUUGGAAGAGACUGAAGAAAGCAUUGAUGCCUUAGUGUCCUCGCAGUUAUCUACAAACACUCACCGUCUGGCAAGUGGCCUAUCAACUACCAGCCUUAACAGCAUGAUGAGCGUUUACAGUGAAACGGGAGACUAUGGCAACGUGAAAGUCAGUGGUGAAAUCCUUCUCCAUAUCAGCUACUGCUACAAAACUGGUGGGCUGUACAUUUUUGUCAAGAAUUGCAGAAAUCUGGCCAUAGGAGAUGAAAAGAAACAGAGGACAGAUGCUUAUGUCAAGUCAUAUCUUCUUCCUGACAAGUCCCGGAACAACAAGCGUAAGACCAAAAUCAGAACAGGCACCAAUCCAGAAUUCAAUGAAACACUAAAGUACACUAUCAGCCAUACCCAGCUGGAAACAAGAACUCUGCAGCUCUCAGUCUGGCACUAUGAUCGAUUUGGACGUAAUAGCUUCCUCGGGGAAGUAGAGAUUCCUUUUGACUCAUGGAACUUUGAAAAUCCAACUGAUGAGUGGUUUGUGCUUCAACCCAAGGUGGAGUUUGCUCCUGAUAUUGGCCUUCAAUACAAAGGAGAGCUGACAGUUGUUUUACGUUACAUUCCCCCAGAAGAGAACCUGAUGCUUCCACCAGAACAACUCCAAGGAAAUAAGACUUUUAAAAAGGGAAAGAAGAAGGAGUCACCUGUAAUCUCUGGAGGAAUACUAGAAGUGUUCAUCAAAGAGGCAAAGAAUUUGACAGCAGUGAAGUCAGGAGGCACUUCUGAUAGCUUUGUGAAGGGCUACCUGCUCCCUGAUGAUAGCAAAGCCACCAAGCACAAAACUCUGGUAAUAAAAAAGAGUGUUAACCCUCAGUGGAAUCAUACAUUCAUGUUCAGUGGCAUCCAUCCCCAGGAUAUAAAGAAUGUUUGCCUAGAACUUACUAUCUGGGACAAGGAGGCCUUUUCCAGCAACAUCUUUCUGGGAGGAGUUCGUUUGAAUUCUGGAAGUGGUGUGAGCCAUGGGAAGAACGUGGAUUGGAUGGACUCUCAGGGGGAAGAGCAGCGCCUUUGGCAGAAGAUGGCCAACAACCCUGGAACUCCCUUUGAGGGUGUACUCAUGCUUCGUUCCAGCAUGGGAAAAUGUAGGCUCUAAAGGGACCAGUUCUCCAAGAAUGAGGCCACCAGGACCUAUCUGGCUGUCUUUUCCUACCAUUAGCAAACUGAGACCUGGGAUUCUGCUUCCCUGCCAUUUCUCACCUGACAGUGUUGGGACAUGAGGGGAGAGAUGUCAGUAGUAUGAACAUUUAGGGUCUUGCUGAGUGCCUAAAAAACAUAUAUUUCCAUCCAAUCAAGGCCUUCUUGAUUGGAUGAUAGAAAGUGUACUACUUGUCCUGUCAACAAGCAAAUUGUGCAAAGGCUUAUAGGGUUUAUGCCAUAAAAGAAAUGGCACAAGCCUCCAUUUGCUAAUUAUAAGUUACUUUAGAUUUCCUCAAAUCCUUUGAAGAGAAAGAGGACCACUGAGAAGGUAGAUCACUUGAAAAGUCAGAAGAAAGGAUACUGGCCAACUUUUACUCACCCUAGGAAUCCACAUGAUCUCAAGAAGGCAUGGUGGAGAUGGUUGCUUGAGCAAGGGGAUUGUCCUGUUAUUGCAGCAAACUUGUGGAUUAACCAAGUAGUAUUUCAAGAUGGAUUGACAGGGCUUUCUAUGAUUACUAUAGAAUUUAUCAUCUAAAUCAGUUUACUUUUUAGAACAAAGAGAGCUAAAUAACUACAUCAGAACGAUUGAUGUUGAUUAGAAUUGACCUGGGAAAAUUGGGAUGUAGGGUCACCCUACUGAUGACCUAAGAGAGCUCUGUUUUAAACAUUUAUUUUAUAAAAUGUUCUAAGCCAUUAACUAAAAGGAAAUGAGAUAUAAUGGUCAAUUGAUAUACCUUUUCACAUUGUGUUCACUGACGAGACUAGUUUAAUGAAAAAGGAGGUACUCUACCUGCUAUUUUACUUCUGUUCCUCUUCUGCCCUGUUAUGGGAGAGAAUCAAAGACUCCAUCUGCUCUCUUCCCCCUUGUUUUCUCCUUCACUGAGUUUUUCUUAUCUCCUUUUGCAGUGGUUAACUAUUGUCACAAUAAUGCUGAAUGAAAAAACACACCAAAUGUCAGUGGCUUAAAAUGACCAUCCUUUUUCUCACAGUUAUGAAGAUUGGCUAUGGCACCUCUGCUUCCUGCUAUAGGCCUGAGGUUCUAGGGCUUCUUAUGCCUCAUCCUCUUUAAGCCAAAGGGAUAGCCAGAGCAUCUUGAUGGCAGAAGUGCAAUAAGAUGAGCCCCACUGCUCGGGUACAUUUUCAGCCCCUGGUUGUGUCAUGUCUACUGAUAUCUCAUUGGUCAAAGGAAGUCAGAGGGCCAAGAUGAAGAGGCAGGGAAAUAUGCACUGCCCACAGUGAAGCCAUGACAAGAGUGAGGAUGCAGGAAGGCAUGAAGAAUUGGGGCCAACAGUUCAAUCUACCAUACCUUCUCUCACCUGGAAUUCCAGAUGCUUGAGCUACGAAACUUAGAUGCAAAGAAAGUUAAAGCUAGAAGGAACCUCAGGCCCAGUUGCUCAUUUUGCAGAUUCCAAAUGUGAAUUUCAGAGAGCUGAGAUAACUUGCCCAAGGCCAUAUAGAGGCUGUGACUAAAUCUGGACUUAAAUCCAGACUAUCAAUCUUAGGCCAGUGUUCUUUUUUCAAUAUAGUCCUUGGCAUAAUGCUAUGCUUAUUAGGUAGAUAAAAGGGCUUAUGUCAAGAAAUUUGGAGCAGAGUCUGAUUACUUGAGCAUGAACAUACCCGACCAAGGUAUGUUCUGGAGUCAUAUUCUAGCCUCUGAGCUCAUUUUUUCAUGCGAGUUCAUAUAAAAUCCUCGAAAGUUUAGAAACUAGGUUUUAGUAGUAACGGAGCUAGAAUCAUCUUCGGGCUUAUUCCUGCUAGUUGUUCCAUAUUUCUAGAUUUCAUCUUGAAUUUUGAAAACUGAUUUAAGAAUAUAUUUAGUAUUAUUAUUAGUAAGGGAAUACGCAAUCCAGUUUCAAUUUUAUUCAGAAGUAGGUCACCUAAUUCUAGAAAAUGGUUAUUAGUCUAGUGUCGCUUAGCAAGGUACUUAAAAGAAAAUCUGCACAUAUCCUUGUGCUGCCCUUCUUAAAAACAGAAAACAAAAAGUGUAAGAUCAUCAUUGCUUCCCACAUAGGAAAAAUAAAAUGUCUUCAGACUUGAUGUGACUCA